AUGUCAAACGAGGACAAGCUGCGGCAGCUUUUAAAAUGGGAGGUCGUCAACGAAGGUAAACCUUCGCUCAUAUUAAACAGACUUAGAGGUUUAAAUGACAACGCGUGUAGCGACAACGUCUUUAAAUCAAUUUUCCUAGAGCAGCUCCCAAGCGUAAUACGCGCCAUUUUGGCCAUGUCACAAGUCGCCGAUUUGUUGGCCCUUGCGACUUUGGCAGACAAGGUUUGCGAGGCCGUAAGUCCAACCGCUUUCCAAACUUUCACGGUAGCACCGCACAGUGCAGCCACUUCCAACGUGGUUAACCCAUCCUCGGCAUCGGCUUCUCAAUCUGCCACAGAGUCCAUCGUGGCAAUAGUGGCGCAGCAAAGGAAGCUGCUAGAGGAACUCUCCAAUCGAAUAGCUCAACUCGAGUGUCAACGCGGUCGAUCCGCCGACAGGUCAAAUGCGCGAGGAAACUUCGUCCCGCGUAAUUGCAGUCAGUCCAAUAUUAGGGGAGGUCUAUGUUUUUACCAUGACCGGUACUGUAAGAAGGCGCAUAAAUUCCAAGCACCCUGUUCGUGGAAACCGGCCGAAAACUCGACAUCGGAAAACUAA
Messenger RNA from Belonocnema kinseyi, 594 nucleotides. RefSeq lists its product as uncharacterized. Lineage: Eukaryota; Metazoa; Arthropoda; Insecta; Hymenoptera; Cynipidae. Bases 1 to 594 code for a protein of 197 amino acids. The transcript has a single exon. The record is from RefSeq and is a predicted model, not a curated record.